CGCCCGCUUCUUCGCUCGCUGAGGGGAGAAGAGGCGGGCGGGACCUGGCAAGGAGACGAGGCCGAGCGCCGGAGAAGAAGCGCCCGCUUUCUCCCUGCUCCAGGACUCUCCGUAAGCGGAUGAAGAUGAAUCCUCAGCAGCAGCGGAUGGCCGCUAUAGGGACAGACAAGGAAUUGAGCGACCUGCUGGACUUCAGCGCGGUAGGAUAUUCUUCGAAGUCUUCUUAUGGCUUCUCCACGAUGUUUUCUCCACCUCUUAAUAGUGGGAAAACUAGACCAACAACACUAGGAAGCAGCCAGUUCAGUGGAUCAGGUAUGGGAGAACGAACAGGUGCUGCAUCUUGGGGAGCAAGUGGUCAAUCAAGUCCUUCAUAUGAACCUACAAGGGAAAAUGGUGGCCUCCUUGGAAAAAGCUCAGAUCUCUCAACAGCUCUUGAGAAGCUGAAACAUGAGGAGGGUUUUACAGACAGCCCUCAUUAUGGUGAUCACUUGAAUGAUAGUCGAUUAGGCCCCGAUGAAGGAUUGUCCCCGACACCUUUCAUGAACUCAAAUCUGAUGGGAAAGACAUCAGAAAGAACUCAAUUUCCAUUGUUUGGUCGAGAACCAGGACUCUCAGGCUGUCAGUCAAGUCUGAUUCGAUCAGAUAUUGGGCUUGGAAGUCCAGGUCUGAUGUCCUCAGGAAAAGCCGGAACAUCAUAUUAUCCAUUUCCUACCACAAAUCCACGACGAAGAUCACUUCAUGAUUCAUCUUCUCUUGAUUCUCUACAGACCAAGAAAGUAAGAAAAGUGCCCCCAGGUUUGCCUUCAUCUGUUUAUGCGCCAUCUAAUUCAGAUGACUUUAAUAGAGAAUCUCCAAAUUACCCGUCUCCUAAACCACCAAGCAGUAUGUUCGCUAGCACUUUCUUUUUGCAAGAUGGGACUCACAGUGCUUCAGACCUUUGGAGCCCUUCCAAUGGAAUGAGCCAGCCUGCCUUUGGUGGAAUGCUAGAAAGUUCCUCCUCUCACAUGUCACAGUCCAGCAGCUAUGGCAGUCGACACACACAUGACCGCUUGAGCUAUCCCCCACAUUCAGUCUCACCAUCGGAUAUAAACGCCAGCCUUCCUCCAAUGUCCAGCUUCCACCGGGGCAGUACCAGCAGUUCGUCGUAUGUUGCCUCACACACUCCACCUGUCAAUGGAUCAGAUAACAACAUCAUACUGGUCAACAGAGGCAAUGCUGCCGGAAGCUCACAGACUGGGGAUGCUCUUGGAAAAGCCUUGGCAUCUAUUUAUUCGCCUGACCACACUAGCAGUAGUUUCCCUUCAAAUCCUUCAACACCUGUUGGAUCACCAUCACCUCUCACAGGUGCCAGUCAGUGGUCAAGGACUGGAGGACAAGCCCCUUCCUCUCCAAACUAUGAAAAUUCUCUGCACUCUUUGAAAAAUCGAGUUGAGCAACAACUUCACGAGCAUUUGCAAGAUGCUAUGUCAUUCUUAAAGGAUGUCUGUGAGCAGUCCCGGAUGGAGGAUCGCUUGGACAGACUCGAUGAUGCCAUCAAUGUGCUGAGGAGCCAUGCGGUGGGGCCUUCAACGAGCCUGCCGAGCGCCCAUGGAGAGAUACAUAGUUUACUGGGAUCUUCCCACAAUGGGCCUGUUAGUAGUUUGAACUCAAAUUAUGGAGCAUCCAGCCUUGUAACCACCAGUCGGCAAGCCUCAAUAGUCAGUGCGCACCGAGAAGACAGUGUCAGCCUCAGUGGCAGUCAUUCGGGAUUGUCCAGUGCCCUUUCUGCUCAGAAUUCUGAACUAAACCACAAAGCACAAGAAAGCUACAGAGUGCUGUCAUCUGGGUUGCCGAACCACUCAGUGGCAUUAGGUCCGGCUGAGAUCAAGUCAGAGCACAAGGAGAAAGAUGAAAACACACAUGAACCUGCCUCCUCUGAUGAUAUGAAAUCUGAUGAUGAGUCCUCCCAAAAGGAUAUCAAAAUCUCAUCAAGAGGAAGAACAAGCAGCACUAAUGAAGAUGAGGACUUAAAUCCGGAACAAAAGCUGGAGCGGGAGCGAGAGAGGCGGAUGGCCAACAACGCUCGUGAGCGCUUGCGGGUCCGAGAUAUUAACGAAGCAUUCAAAGAGCUGGGCCGGAUGUGUCAGCUUCAUCUGAAGAGUGAGAAACCUCAGACCAAGCUGCUUAUUCUUCACCAGGCUGUGGCAGUCAUCCUCAGUCUCGAGCAGCAAGUCAGAGAGAGGAACCUAAACCCAAAAGCAGCCUGCCUUAAGAGAAGGGAAGAAGAAAAAGUUUCUGCCGUAUCGGCAGAGCCACCAGCAUCACAUCCAGGAAGCCACCCUGGACUUAGUGAAACUACCAACCCUAUGGGUCAUAUGUAAACACCAGCCAGAAUUCCAGAAUCAUGGGGAGGAAACCUAGAAGGUGACCUGCUUUUCUUCACAAGGACACAGACUCAAAAUUGAACAAAGACACAUCUGAUAGGAGACACAAGAAACCCAAACGCAAUUAUAUGGUUAAAGUAACUGGUGACCAACUGCGUCAGUGUGAUGAUGCCAACAGCAUCUCCUCCUGAUAGAAUUUCAGCACCAGAAAUAUUCUGUGCUUCUCCUCCUCCUCCUCCUCCUCCUUGUCCUCUUGCAAGCAGCAUGCCGCUCCAGCACAAUCAGAGACUCUUUGAUUCCUCCACUCGCCGUGGAAGUUGCCUUGUGCCUAAACUGAAUUGACAAAUGCAUUGUAACUACAAAUUGUUAUUUAUUUGUAAUGGAACUGUGAAGGUCUACAUAUGAAGGGAAAUGUUAAGCUGUUCGAAGCUGAUGGGAGUUCAGCUGAGAGGUUGGUGUUAAGAGAGCAAAACUACAAAAACUUCUAACCCUUCACAUUCCCAGCAUACUUGUGAAUGUCUUAAAAGAAAGAAGGGACAAGGGCUUCUGUCAUUCUUCCCAUUCCUUUGGCUGUUUGGUGCAUGUUUUCCUUAGUAUGUCUUUUUAUUUUUAAAUGCUUGCCAGCCCUCUCAGGCACAGUUCCUUAUUGCAAAGGUGUUCCUGUUCCAAGUGCAAGGCAUGAACCAUACUAUGGUCACAGCAUUCUUGGAAUGAAAAGAAGUGAUGUACUAUUGAUUUCUCAAACCCUUUAGACAGUUGGGGUUCCUAGUAUAACUUACAAUGUGUAAAUUGGGGGGGGACAACCAACUUAGAACUGCUUUGUUUUCUAAGCAGUAAGUAUAAGUAAAUGGUUGUAAGCAUAAAAUAUAUUAAAAUGCAAAGGAGACUUACUUACCUGUUGUAAAGUCUGGUGAGCAGUCCGAUCUGAAGUUUGUUGUGGCAGGAGUAGGGUGAGUGGAUCUGACCACUGGGAUACAAGAGCAACAGCCAGUCUGUCCUUACACUUUAGCUUAAAAAUUAUCAUCUAGUUUACCUGCAGAGAAGGUUGGGAUGGGAUCCUAUCAACUUCUUGCCAUACGUCUUUGUCCUAGAAAAUAAGCUGCAACAGCAAUCUCAGAAUAUGCUGCAGCUUGACCUGAGUGGUCCUUAAGUCUUCCCUUCUUGCUCCCUCUUUUGGGGAUAUCCCAGCUCUUUUGAACUUCCAUAAAAGCUGUCUUCCACUGUAGCACCCCAGAGUGUGGCAGAGAGGAAGGGACAAUCAAAACACAACUUUCCUAACUCUCUUCCUGGCUGCCAUCUGCUUGUACUCACUAAAGAAAUAGAUCAACUAGCCAUCUGAAUAAUCUCACCACAUUUGAAAGAACAAAAAUGUUGCUACAACAGGCUUAAGAAUUUUAGAUCACGUCUUAGAUGGUUCCUAGAAAAUCAACUGGUUUGUGAAGUGACUGACUGGAUUAUUUAUCAGUUCUCCAGUAACACCUGACCCAACUUCUGUGGCCUUGUUCUUCAUUUCAGUGCUUCUUGUCUCAAUGAACUUCUGCUUAUGAUGACAUGUGAAAGUGCUCACCUGCCGCUGCCUGACCUUUUUCCUUCCAAGCUUGUUGUCUCUUGGCUGUAUUAGAAUUUGUGGUAUGCCCAGAAGCUUUCCUUCAUAAAAUAGAAAGAGAGAGAGAAAAAGAAAA
This is a messenger RNA of Podarcis raffonei (Aeolian wall lizard), 4045 nucleotides long. It is a transcript of the gene TCF12, whose product is annotated as transcription factor 12. NCBI's taxonomy places the organism in Eukaryota, Metazoa, Chordata, Lepidosauria, Squamata, Lacertidae. Bases 120 to 2360 code for a protein of 746 amino acids. The record is from RefSeq and is a predicted model, not a curated record. Gene Ontology annotation, biological process: regulation of transcription by RNA polymerase II. Gene Ontology annotation, molecular function: RNA polymerase II cis-regulatory region sequence-specific DNA binding; protein dimerization activity; DNA-binding transcription factor activity, RNA polymerase II-specific. The transcript is spliced from 22 exons. Gene Ontology annotation, cellular component: transcription regulator complex.